CAUGAUGGAGGUUAGCGAAAGCCGCGCGGAAAGGGACACAGACUCCGAUCUUGGGGAUGAUUCUCCGUUGUCCAAUACGGCGGACGAACAGUCGGACCACGACACGGACCGGGGGCAGGACGGCGAGUCGAGCGACGAAGGUGUUAAUGUAAAUCGGCCGCCGAUCGGCCGACCAAAGAUGACAUCCGGCAUGGAGUUUGGCAGAAGUCCAGACCAUCACUCGGAGCUAAGUCAAGCGACGCAGGCGGUGGCCCAGCUUGGCGCAAACCACCCCCUGGGCGUUCUGAGCAACUUGACGGCCCUUAACAUGAACGUGCCGAGCCUUUCGGGGCUGGCGUCGGGUCUCCAUCAUGGGGAUGUGCUGGAGAAGCUAAAGAUGCAGGUGCGCGACAUGAAGGUCGGGGCGCUGAUGGGCGAGCAGAUGGCCGCGGACUUCGCGGCUUCCCUGCACGCCGCCUCCCCGUUCGGGGCGGCCCUCGCAGCCAGCGCGGUCAAUGGGGCCGCCAACGGGGCGCUCGGAAUGUUCGCAGGGGUCGGCCGAGAUGGGGACCUUCGCGGCAGUGCCGGUGGCAGCCGGGACGCAUCGGGCAGCGGUAGUUCUGGUUCCGGUGGUGGUGUCGCCGCCAGCGGCGCGGGAUCGCAGAACCUAUCGAGUGGCGCUCAAAAUGGGGCCAACUUCUCCUUCACGCUGCCGAACGCUCCGAUCAGCAAAGACGGCAAUCCCGGUUCCAAUUCGUCAACCUCGAGCGAAACGUCGAACUCGUCGCAGCAAAACAACGGCUGGAGCUUCGAGGAGCAAUUCAAACAAGUACGACAGGUAAGCCAAGGAAACAGAUACGGCUGCCGCCGCCACAAUUCGCAAUGGAAAACCCUGUACGAAAUCAACGAUGACCCGAAGCGGAAGGAAUUCCUGGACGACCUGUUCCUGUUCAUGCAGAAGCGAGGAACGCCAAUCAAUCGUCUACCGAUCAUGGCCAAAUCGGUGCUGGAUCUGUACGAGCUGUACAACCUGGUGAUUGCCCGCGGCGGGCUGGUCGACGUGAUCAACAAGAAGCUGUGGCAGGAAAUCAUCAAGGGUCUGCAUCUGCCGUCGAGCAUCACCAGCGCCGCGUUCACUCUGCGCACACAGUACAUGAAGUAUCUCUACCCGUACGAGUGCGAGAAGAAGAACCUGAGCACGCCCGGGGAGCUGCAGGCGGCCAUCGAUGGUAAUCGGCGCGAGGGUCGUCGUUCGAGCUAUGGCCAUUUUGAUUCGCCGUCGGUGCAGCGUUCGCCGAUACCGCAGAGCAUCUCGCAAAUGCCGCCCCUGUCGCUGGUGUCGCACGUCAACCAGCAGCAACAGCAGCAGCACCACCACCACCACCACCGGCUACUGCCGCCGGUCGGGCAGCUGCCGAACAUUCUGCCGGCCGAGUUCGAGCAGCGCAUGCUCGACUACAUCAAGCUGUUCCAGCCGAAGGAGAUGGCCCGCGCCCAGAGCCCGGACCAGGCGAGCAAACUGUCGGCCCUGAACGCGCUCGAGAUCUCGCGCGUCGCCCUGUGGAACAUGUACAAUCCGGCCCCGAACAGCCCUCCGAACUCGCUCAACACCAGCCCGGAGAACAACAUGCAGAGUGCGCUCGAUCUGUCGGAAUCGCCGGACCACGCCAUGGCGCCGAUCAAGCGGGAACGGGCGGAGCAUCAUCCGGUCGACUUUAGUAGUGACCCGCGGGACUACAGCACCGGACCGCCGCCGGCCAAGCGCAGCCACCACCACCACAGCCGCUCGCUGACGCCGCUCAAGCUGCACAGUUCGUCACAGGACGAGGACGAAGCCCGGUCCGGUUCCGGCACGCCGAUCAAUCUGCGGGAAAACGGAGGCAGCUCCAGUCUGCACCAUCACCACCACCACCACCACCACCAUCAUCAAAAUCCCGACGAGGACGAGGAGGAAGAGGAGGAGGAAGAGGAGGGACCGGCGGAGGCACUAAUGCACCACCCGCUGGCACUUAGUCUGGCCGACCACCACCAUCUGCAGCAGCAGCGUGCUCACCAACAGGUGGCAGCACAUGUCGCCGCAAACAUGUAUCCAGCGCCACCUGAGGCCGAAAAUCUGAAGCUGAACCUUGGAUUUAGCAUGGACCGCGAACGCUGCGAAAGUGACAAGAAACAACAGGCGCAACAGAAGCAUCAGCAGCAAUUGAUGGCCGAGCAGCAACACCAACAGCAACAGCAACACCAAAGGCAACAACAGCAAGCAUCGAAGUUGGCGAAGAACGGGAAUGGCGAUCACCGGCUCAGCGUAACUCCGGACAGCGAGUUUCAUCACACGAAAAGCAGCUCGGCGGCGGCGGCGGCCACCGGUGCCGGUGGGGCUGGCCUUCCGGAUCCGUUCAGCUCGCCGCUCGGAAUCACCGGCAUGCAAUUCAAGCUCAUCAGCCGAGCAUGUCUGGCAGGAAUUACCUCACAUCAUCAUCAUCAUCAUCAAGGUGGUGCACGGUGA
Molecule: messenger RNA, 2482 nt
Organism: Anopheles bellator
Lineage: Eukaryota; Metazoa; Arthropoda; Insecta; Diptera; Culicidae
Product: protein dead ringer-like
Exons: 11
Coding region: 2-2482 (826 amino acids)
Biological process (GO): regulation of transcription by RNA polymerase II
Cellular component (GO): nucleus
Molecular function (GO): DNA binding
Source: RefSeq, a predicted model, not a curated record